Peronospora farinosa is the source of this 2589-nucleotide messenger RNA. The record is from the annotation of a GenBank genome assembly. Lineage: Eukaryota; Oomycota; Peronosporomycetes; Peronosporales; Peronosporaceae.
AUGGCGGCCAACGGCGCAUUGAUCGAGUACGAAGAGGAAGUUACACGUCAGCCAUUUGCUGUCCAGACGUGGAUCUCGUAUCUCCGCGCUCUGUCGGACGCUCCCGUCUCUGCUCGGUAUCGCGUCUAUGAGCGAGGAUUAAACACUCUUCCACGCAGCUACAAGCUCUGGAAAUUGUAUCUGGAUGAUAUGUACGAGACCCAAGUGCGUGGACAACGUGUAGACUCGCCUUUAUUCUCACAGCUCGUGGUACUGUACGAACGUGCGCUGGCUCAAUUAUCCACAAUGCCGAGAUUAUGGCUGGAGUAUCUUAAUGUACUACGGGAGAUGCGCGUGGUGACGGCACGUCGUCAUGUGUUUGACAGAGCACUCCGAGCGCUUCCCAUUACCCAGCACUAUCGUAUCUGGACGCCGUACUUGGCUUUUGUCAAACAAAUUGGCGUACCUCAAACAGCGGUGCGUGUAUAUCAACGAUAUUUGAUGCUGGAACCUUCGAAACGAGGAGAGUUUGUAGACUAUUUGGUAUCGGUGGAGCACUUUGAAGAGGCCAGUGUGGAGCUUGUGAAGCUUAUCGAGAUGACCCAAGAAAGCGAAACGAGUACAAACCGGACGGCGCAUAGUAUGUGGAUGCAGCUCUGUGAUAUGGUGUCGCAACAUCCGACGCGUGUGGCAAAAUCACUUGAUGUUGAAGCAAUUUUGCGUAGUGGAAUGACACGAUUUAGUGACGAGGUGGGACGACUCUGGUGCUCCUUAGCGACAUACUUUGUUCGACUUGGGAUGUUUGAGUCAGCUCGAGAUGUGUACGAAGAGGGAAUUCGCACAGUGGUUACUGUGCGUGAUUUCAGUAUGAUCUUCGACGCUUACGUAAAGUUUAUUGAGGCUAUGCUCACGGCCGAGAUGGAUCUAGCAGCUGGAGAGAAUGAAGAAGAUGAUGACGAAGAGGAAGACAGAGUAGACCACCAAGCGCAGGUUGACCGGUUGCUGAAGGUCUACGAGGAUGUGGCUGAACGACGACCUCUGCUGCUAAACUCGGUGCUUCUGCGACAAAACCCCCACAACGUACGAGAAUGGGAAAAACGUGUGGAGUUGGUCAAGCCGGACCUGUCAAAGGCUAUUCGCACAUACGCAGAGGCAGUUAAGAUCGUCGACCCAGUCAAGUCCGGUGGACGCUUGCCAACGCUGUGGGUCCGGUUUGCAAAGCUUUACGACGAGCAUGGAGACCUGAGCAAUGCUCGUACGAUUUUUAAGAAGGCUUUAGACGUGGAAUUUCGCAACCCUCAGGAACUCGCAGCUGUGUACUGUGAAUGGGCGGAAUUGGAACUCCGGCACGAAAACUUUGAUGAAGCGCUUAAAGUUGUGCGAGGUGCAUGCGCCAUUCCAACCUCACGCACUAUUCGUUUGCGCAAGCAGCAGGCAUUAACUGCCAAGGACAAUGUGCAUCUUAGUGUAAAAUUGUGGACGCUGCACUUAGAUCUAGAAGAGAGUCUUGGUGACCUCGAGUCGACUCGUGCUGCCUACAAUGAGGUAUUUGAGCUCAAGAUUAUCACGCCUCAGAUGGUGCUGAACUUCGCGGCAUACCUGGAGGAAAACAAGUACUUUGAAGAGUCAUUUCGGGUGUACGAGCGUGGUUUGGCGCUCUUCCCAAAGUUUCCGCAUGCGGGGGAUCUGUGGCAGACCUAUCUGACCAAAUUUGUGCAGCGUUAUGCUGGUGCCAAGAUUGAGCGUACUCGUGAUUUGUGCGAACAGGCUAUUCGUGCGGCUCCGGCUAAGUCUGUUUGUGGAUUUUACGAAAAGUUUGCCGAGUUUGAAGAGCAGCACGGCAUGCUGCGCAAUGUGAUGACUAUUUAUGAGCGCGCAUCCGACGCUGUGCCUGAUGAUGACAAACUUGCGAUAUACGAUAAGUACGUGAAGAAGGCUCAAAAGUUCUUUGGUGUGGCAAAAGUACGCGAUGUGUACCAGCGCGGCAUCAUGAAGCUGCCAGACAAGUGCGUCCCGAAUUUGUGUCUGAAGUUUGCAGAUAUGGAGACAAAGCUGGGUGAGUUUGACCGUGCAAGAGCCAUCUACGCACAUGCAUCGCAAUUCUGCGACCCACGGCAGCAUGAAAAGUCAUUCUGGAAGAUAUGGCACGAGUUCGAAGUCUCUCAUGGCUCCGAGCACACAUUCCUCGAAAUGCUACGCAUCAAGCGAUCUGUGGUGGCUCAAUACUCUCAAGUAAAUUACGUUGCGUCGGAAAUAGCUCCCCAGGAUGGGGCGUCUUCGAAGAUUGCUGGAAUGGUUGCAGCAUCAACACCAGCACCUGUCUUGCAAGGCGAUGCAAUGGCGAAUUUGGAAGCACAGCUUGAUGUGCCGCCAGUUGACGAAGCGGACGCUGCGAAAAAGAGGAAAGGAGAAACACUAGAACCUGACAGAGAGAGGAGUGUGCGCCAGAAGCAGAUUGUGGAGGUAGCGAAUGAAGAAGAGAUUAAUUUGGAUGACGACGAUGACGACGAAGAAGAAGGACAAACGCAAACAGCAGGAGGAGAGAUAAUUAUCGAAGAGCGAGAACUUCCGUCCAGGUUGUUUGGCAGCACCGUCAAGGCGUCGGAAUGA